Gossypium arboreum is the source of this 1223-nucleotide messenger RNA. RefSeq lists its product as uncharacterized. Gene Ontology annotation, molecular function: protein phosphatase inhibitor activity. Gene Ontology annotation, cellular component: cytoplasm. The record is from RefSeq and is a predicted model, not a curated record. The transcript has 6 exons. The coding region runs from base 389 to 742 and encodes 117 amino acids. NCBI's taxonomy places the organism in Eukaryota, Viridiplantae, Streptophyta, Magnoliopsida, Malvales, Malvaceae.
GAAAAGAAGAAAAAAAGGGAUUUUAGUCAGCACGAAAACUUACACCGCUGUAUGCUAAAAAAAAGUUUUUAGGGUUUUUUCUUUAACUUGGCUAAUCUAAUUUUGUUUUCCCUCUCUAGUGUUGUGGAUAUCUGUACAGUAAUGUAAUUAGAAUGUCAUUUUUCGAAGGGAAGUGAUUCCAAAUUGGAACAUAUUUAAUGCCAAAAAUAGAAGAAUCUAAAAGAUCCAUUCCCUUAUCAUAAUUCCUUUAAAAUACAACUCAACUCAACUCAAAUAUUUUAUUUUUAUUUUUAUCUAUAUUUAUCGAACGCCUUUAAGAAAACCUCUUCAUUUGAAUUUCGGAUCUGAGAUUUCAGGCUACUGUCAGUUGGUCGGUUGCAAGGAACUGAUGUUAGGCAUGGAGGUCGCCAAAGAUCAAGAACUAGUAGACGGAACUGUUGCACGGGAGUCUGGAAAAUCCAUGCCGUCAUCUCAACAGGAGGAGGCAGUUGUAAAGAAAAAAUACGGAGGGAUUAUGCCCAAGAAGCCUCCACUUAUCUCUAAGGACCAUGAACGUGCCUACUUUGACUCUGCAGAUUGGGCACUUGGAAAGCAAGGUGUUGAGAAGCCCAAAGGACCACUUCAAGCCCUCCGUCCCAAAUUGCAGGUUCCAUAUGGGGUUCUCAAACAACUGGAGUUUUUGGAUUUACUUGCUUUAUAUUUAUGUUCGGAAAUGGAAGAUGAUAUAAAAAGUCUUGUCUAGCAUCUGCACUAACAUGACUUAAAGUUUAAGAUAAGCAACUACCUUAAUUACAUCUUUUUAUUUUGGUACUGUAUUGACUUGGUAUGGUCGUUUCUUCAACCUAAUUAACUUGUAUUUCAUACUGAAUUUAACAUUUUAUAAAGAGCAGCUGAAUGAUUUCUGAUACAAGAUGUUCCCGGAAUCAUGUUGUAAUGGAAUUUUUAUGCAGUUUGUCUUUGUAAUUUCAAGCACGUUACUUUCAGGAAAGAGAAAAAUAAAAGGAUUUGAGAUGAUUUUCAUUGCAAUUCUCCUUUUUUUCCUGUCCAAUAUUUUUCCUCAGAUGUGUGGUCCCGUGGUCUUCUUUUGAUUAAUCACUUGCCGUUAUAUCCCAUUUUGUUUUCUGCUAGUUAGUUGUUUAUCAGUCAUUUAUUUAGUUCUUUUAUGAUGCAUGGUUAUGAUUACUUCUGCACUUUGUCUUCAGCCUACACAACAACAAACAAGA